This is a messenger RNA of Gastrolobium bilobum, 967 nucleotides long. RefSeq lists its product as uncharacterized. Bases 11 to 853 code for a protein of 280 amino acids. Lineage: Eukaryota; Viridiplantae; Streptophyta; Magnoliopsida; Fabales; Fabaceae. The transcript has 5 exons. The record is from RefSeq and is a predicted model, not a curated record.
UUUCUACUCAAUGGCUCUCAACUGUUACACCUUUGUCUCUCCUUCUCCACCCUCUCUUUUCCUACACAUCCACCGUCCCUCAAAUAAUACUCGUCGAGUUUCAUAUCCAAAUGCUUCCUUAAGCUCUUCUGCAUCUCCCUCCCCUGAAUCAAAAGCAUCAUCAUCCCCAUCAAGUGUUCCUUCUGCAACUUCUACUUCAUCUUCAUCCACCCCUUUUGUUGAAUCUGGGCCACAUGAGCCUGCCUUCAACUAUGCACUCGCCAACCCCAAUGGUAACCCAGUUCUUAGGAUUGUUCGAGCUACCGAAUCUACCAUUGAGAGGGCCAUUUUCGACUUCCGUUUCUUGGCACUGCUUGCUGUUGGAGGUUCCUUGGCUGGGUCACUCUUGUGCUUUCUAAAUGGUUGUAUUUAUAUUUUUGAUGCAUACAAAGUCUAUUGGACAAGCUGUGUCAAAGGAGUUCACACUGGACAGAUGGUUCUGCGUCUGGUUGAAGCAAUUGAUGUUUAUCUUGCUGGUACUGUUAUGUUGAUUUUUGGUAUGGGCUUAUAUGGAUUGUUCAUAAGUAAUGCACCACCUGAUGUGCCACCUGCUGUAGACCGUGCCCUUAUAGGAUCCUCUCUGUUUGGAAUGUUUGCUUUGAAGGAGAGGCCUAAAUGGAUGAAAAUCAGCUCACUUGAUGAAUUGAAGACAAAAGUGGGGCAUGUUAUUGUCAUGAUUCUUCUCGUGAAAAUGUUUGAGAGGAGCAAAAUGGUUACCAUAGCCACAGGAGUGGAUUUACUAAGUUAUUCAGUCUGCAUUUUCUUAUCAUCUGCAUCUUUGUAUAUCCUCCAUAACCUGCAUAAGUCAGAAUAGAAUGUAGAAAACAUUGUAACAUACACAAUUCUUAUGUAUUCAUCAUACAAUAGUGGGAAGAAAUGCAUGUGGUUAAUACUUAUCCUGUCAUUCUAUGCUAAAUGCCUAAUUUAA